Messenger RNA from Ilex paraguariensis (yerba mate), 561 nucleotides. The record is from the annotation of a GenBank genome assembly. Lineage: Eukaryota; Viridiplantae; Streptophyta; Magnoliopsida; Aquifoliales; Aquifoliaceae.
AUGCAUGCAGUCCAAGAACCGGCCAUACUCAUACCCUUUGUCCUCUUUCUCAUCUACAAUAUAUACUCGACAUCGGAGUACCUACGGGCAGACUUGUCAAUCCGAGCAUGGUGGAACAACCACAAAAUGUGCAGAGUCAUAUCUAUGACAUCAUGGUUAUUUGGAUUUUUAAGUGUUAUACUCAAACUCCUAGGCUUAUCGGAGACUAUGUUUGAAGUUACAAAGAAAGAUCAAACCAUCGGUGCCGAUGACACCAAUUCUAAUGCAGGAAGGUUCACAUUUGAUGAGUCCCCAAUUUUUGUGCCCGGCACCGCCAUUUUGUUGUUGACUUUGGCUGCGUUGGCCCUCAUGUUGUUAGGGUUCCGAUCGACAACUGGUGGUGGAGAUGGGUCAGGGGUGGGGGAGAUCAUAUGCAGUGUGUGGGUGGUACUAUGCUUCUGGUCAUUUUUUAAAGGACUGUUUGGGAGAGGAAAAUAUGGAAUUCCGUUAUCUGUUAUAUAUAAGUCAGGGACUCUAGCACUAUUGUUUGUGCAGUUUUGCAAAUGGACCUCAAUGGGUUGA